This is a messenger RNA of Prorocentrum cordatum, 360 nucleotides long. NCBI's taxonomy places the organism in Eukaryota, Dinophyceae, Prorocentrales, Prorocentraceae. The record is from the annotation of a GenBank genome assembly.
GAGGAGGAGGAGGAGGAGGAGGAGGAGGAAGGCACACGAGGCACACAUACGACUCACAGCACCGCCACGACGCCCGACGCACGAGACCCAAAGGCAUACGAAACCUCACGCCGCGGGCCUGCGCGGGCCGCCGGAGCACGGCGCGCCACCAGUGGAAAAACGGAGGCGCCGGCGCACGGCCCGACGCGCGGGCCGGCCUGCGCGCGGAGGUCGGCGCAGCCGACCCCGUUUUCGCCCGUCGCUCGUGUGGCGGAUCACUGCAGGGCACACCGCACACGGCACCGUGCGGCGUCCCAAGGGCACGGUCCUGUGUUCGACGCGCGCCAGGACCGCGCCCGGGAGCAAGCGCGGACUGCCUGA